CCACGUCUGACCGAGCCUCACAGUCUGCGCAGGAACAGGAAGAGAGCGAGAGUGUAUGAGUGUGUGUGAGUGUGUGUGAGGACGGGAGCUCGCUGUACUGAAGUAGGGACUGAGGGCAGUCAUGGGGAAUUCACAGAAGAAGGGCCCCGGUCACGGAGAGGGAGGGGGCCCGCACUCUCAACCUGGGACCCCGGGACACAAGAGGAGCCCUGGAAACAACACAGCCAGCUCAAAGGAAGUCCAAGGGAAGAGGCCGGCAGUCAAUGGCACCCUUCCAGCCGACAAGAGCCAGGAUGAGCCUCGGGGCUCUGGUGCGGUGCACAGUGGUACUGCUGGGGCGAGCUGUAAUCUGGACGCCCCGUGUGGGGCCCUUCCUCCUCCACUGGCCAGGCUCAAAAAUGAGGGCAAUAUGUUGUUCAAAAAUGGACAGUUCGGGGACGCGCUGGAGAAAUACACACAGGCCAUUGACGGAUGUACAGAAGCUGGUAUCGACAGCCCAGAGGAUCUCUGUACUCUGUACUCCAACAGAGCUGCGUGCUACCUCAAAGAUGGAAACAGCGCAGACUGCAUUCAGGACUGCAGCAGGGCUCUGGAGCUCCGCCCCUUCUCGCUGAAGCCCCUCCUCCGGCGGGCAAUGGCGUAUGAGACUCUGGAGCGCUACAGCAAGGCCUAUGUGGAUUACAAGACAGUCCUGCAGAUAGACGUCAGCGUGCAGGCGGCUCACGACAGCGUGCACAGAAUCACUAAAAUGCUGAUCGAGCAGGACGGUCCGGACUGGCGAGAGAAGCUGCCCGAGAUCCCACUGGUCCCGCUUUCGGCCCAGCAGCACCGUAAAGAUGAGCCCAGCGCAGACGUCCUGCAGGCCCGCGCAGACAGAGCCCAGCAGGAGAAGACCAGAAAAGCAGAGGCUCGGUUCACACUGCUGAAACAAGAAGGAAAUGAGCUGGUGAAGAGCGGCCAGUUUCAAGGUGCUGCGGACAAAUACAGCGAGUGUCUGGCCAUCAAACCGAACGAAUGUGCCAUCUACACCAACAGAGCGCUGUGCUAUCUCAAGCUGGAAGGUUUCGCAGAAGCCAAACAGGACUGUGAUUCUGCACUUCAGAUCGAGCCAAACAAUAAGAAAGCAUUUUACAGACGAGCACUGGCACAUAAAGGUUUGAAGGACUAUCUGUCAGCCAGCACUGAUUUACAGGAAGUGCUGCAGUUGGAUCCGAACGUGCAGGAGGCCGAGCAGGAGCUGGAGACGGUCACUAACCUGCUGAGAGAAAGUCUGCUGGCUAAUUCUCAAGGUUGACAUCGAGGCAAUAAUUAGGAAACCAACAGAGGGCUACAGGAAGAACAGACCCUCCUUCAUUAAAGCCAGACACAGCGGAUCCAGCGAGCCUGGGAAUUCAGCUCAUGGGUCCCAAAGUCCUGCAUCGAGGGUCAUUCAUCCUUAGACUGUCAUGCGUUCCUUCCAGCAAACACUCAUCUCACCUUCUUCAAGGAAUAUUGUCUGAUGCAAUGCUGACACUGCAAAGCAAAGCAUGCAAACGGUUCAUCCUCUGUAACUCUGGCUUCCGUAGGCUUCAGGAUUCUCGUGUUUUGAUGGGACAGUUGUCAUGUGUUUAAGAGAGAAUGUGCCUUUUAAAAGAAGCUGUGGCUCACAUAUGGAGUGAUUUAACACUCUCAGAAAAAAUUGUAAAGGACAAUUUAAUUUGCUAUGUCUAAAUGUCUGAUUUCUCAGAAUUUAAUAUAUUUUUAAUAGCUGCUGCAUUGUACGGUGUAAUAUAUACAUGUUGCUCAUGUAGUGUCAUUGUUGUUUCGACAUCUUCCAGCCUCCAGCCCCACCAUUAUCUCAAUAUGCAUUGAUAAAACGUAAGAUCCCACAAGGUAUGAAUGUGCAAUAACAUUAGAUGUAGUUUUUUUUUUGGUGAGGGGGAUGUAAGCAAAAGAAACAUGUUUCAGAUAAAUAAAUUUGCAUCGACUAAA
Molecule: messenger RNA, 1971 nt
Organism: Carassius auratus (goldfish)
Lineage: Eukaryota; Metazoa; Chordata; Actinopteri; Cypriniformes; Cyprinidae
Product: sperm-associated antigen 1A
Exons: 8
Coding region: 122-1294 (390 amino acids)
Cellular component (GO): cytosol
Molecular function (GO): protein binding
Source: RefSeq, a predicted model, not a curated record